UUUUUCGAAAGAAUUUGAGAUUUGAAAUCGAGACGGCACGAAAGUUAGAUGCGGGCCUGCAUAUUAGGCAUGAAUUACAAGCCCAAAUUGUAUCGCGAUGUGGAAACCAAACACAAGUUAUACGAAAAAAAACAAUAAGCGGCAAAAAUUGCAGAAUAUUGUUCUACUAUUAUUUCAAAGAUUCAAUCUUUUAAGAAGAAAAAUUCUAGAGUUUCUUCAGCAAGGUGCUUAGAGUGAUUUCCCGUGGCAAUUAAAUAUAAGCAUUGUUCUGCAAGCAGACUGCUUGCAAAUCAAACACUCUAUCCUGGUGGGAAUAUGUUCUUUCUUCUCCUUGGUGUUAUAGAAAGAAGCCGUUUUAGCUUAAAUGUUAUAACAUAGUGGGGUGAAAAUGUUUCUGGGUUACAGUUGUGAUACUAGAUAUGUCACUCUUAUUUCUUGUCCUUGCACGUACUGAAGUUCAGACACUGACAGAUGCAAAUUAUAAGCAGAAAAAGAUUAACUGCUAAGUGAAAAAAAAAAUGGGAUAUACACCAUUGACUAUGUGUUCAUAAAUUGAGGUGGCCAUUUUGGAAUUCUACUGGCAAAAGAAGUGACUCACUGAUUGGGAGGCUGAUCGCAACAUUGGCUGCAGGCAGUGUUGUAGGAGGAAGAAGAUUUAUGUGAGACUAUAAUCUUGUGUAAACAAGGAAUGAUAGUCUCUACUUUUACAUGUUAAGUUUUGCAUCUUGAGAGGAUCGAACUAGGUGCCAUUAGUUUUGUCACUGAUAGGCAUUAUUGACCAGUUAACUCUCUAGGAUGAUGAAAAGAGGUAAAGGAGUUAUCACAGCAAUUUAUGUCCAUCGUAGUUUAUUCUUAAACUUAAGGAAUUCAAGAUUUGAAAGGAUGAGGGAUCUAUAUACUGUACGGCUCCGUUGAUAACUUUCUGGAUCUUUUUUCCAUGAUUGUUGAGUCCUUCUCUAGAUCCUUUACUUCAAAUUCUGAAAUUGUAGCUUACGGGCAAAUAAGUCUAGUAUUUUAAGAUGGCCACUGAAGACGCAGAACAUUUACUUUUGCAGGGCCAUCUGAAAGGCAAUUGAUUCUGAUGUCAGCCAUGAACCUCUCCCAAUCUGAUUUGCAAUGUCUAUGUUGCUUAGUGUUUCACUUUUCUGUACCUCGCUUGUGUUUCGUCUGUGCAUUUUCCAUUGAUGAUUGUUGUCUUUUCAUGCAGACCAUAAGUGAAGGGAAACACUUUAGGAUCAGCAUGUGCUAACUAGAAUUUGUCUAAUGUCAUUUCUGUUGUAACUUAGAGAAACAGGUUUGUAAAGAUUUUUCACGACAUAGGGAGCCAUGAUUUCAAGUAGCAACUUGUUUCAUAAAACCCACUAUGAGAUCCUAGGUGUGACGGAAGAUGCAAAUUUGGAAGAAGUCCGUAAAGCCUAUCGUUCAGCCAUACUUUGUUUUCAUCCAGACAAGCAACAAAAUGCAUCAGAAACAUCUAAUUCUGAAUGUCUGACAGAGAACAAAUUUUUGGAGAUACAGAGAGCCUGGGAAACCAUUGGCAACCCCAGGUCACGUGCACUUUAUGACGCUGAAUUGCUUACUUUGAGACAGGAUGCAGCAAUAUCUGAAGAUGUCAGCUUAGAUGACCUUACAGUUCAAGAUUCUGGUGAUAUUAUAGAGCUUUCUUAUCCUUGUAGAUGUGGUGACUACUAUUUCAUCGAUUCGUUUGAGUUGGCAGACACGGGUUGUUCAAUAUCAAGAGACGGGGAAAUGGUAUCUUUGCUAACGUCUAAAUCGUUGCCAACAUCUGUUGUGCUUCCCUGUGGAUCUUGCUCUCUUAAAGUCCGCUUACUGAUCAAUGGUGAUUCUAGGCUUCCCAUAGAUGUUCACUUGUAAUUGUAACUGUUUUGGAGACACAAUUCUCUAUGAUAUUUUUGCUCAAAUUGUUGGAAAUUGAAAUGACAACAAAAAAAACAGAAAGUACGAAAUUUGUUUAGUCUUUUUUUUCCUUGGUUACUAAUUCUAAAAUGGUUUGUUGGCCACAUGACAGGGCUAUUUUUUCA
This is a messenger RNA of Solanum tuberosum (potato), 2042 nucleotides long. RefSeq names its product DPH4 homolog. The coding region runs from base 1327 to 1875 and encodes 182 amino acids. NCBI's taxonomy places the organism in Eukaryota, Viridiplantae, Streptophyta, Magnoliopsida, Solanales, Solanaceae. The transcript has 3 exons. Gene Ontology annotation, molecular function: metal ion binding. Gene Ontology annotation, cellular component: cytosol. The record is from RefSeq and is a predicted model, not a curated record. Gene Ontology annotation, biological process: protein histidyl modification to diphthamide.